Molecule: messenger RNA, 2650 nt
Organism: Eremomyces bilateralis CBS 781.70
Lineage: Eukaryota; Fungi; Ascomycota; Dothideomycetes; Eremomycetales; Eremomycetaceae
Exons: 2
Coding region: 63-2462 (799 amino acids)
Molecular function (GO): protein binding
Source: RefSeq, a predicted model, not a curated record
AUGCAGUACAUUUCCAAUGAGCAGCCCCUACCAUAUAUGACCUCCUUGAGCCUCGACAAUUCAUGCCAUCCUCGCGCAUUGCGCAUGGCGACCCUUCGCCCGACCACGCCGACCCCCGGUCAGCCUUCCAGUUCCCUUCGAAUGCCCACCUUGUCAUCACCACGCAGCGGAACGUGCUCUCCUGGGACAGCGAUGGCAUCAACAGCAUCUUCCAAUCCGAAUCUUCGGGGAUCUUCGCGGCCAAGGAAGUGCGAGAUGGAAGUGGGACGCUUGCGGUCGCUGACGGCCAGUCACUGGUAUUGCAGACGGAGCGCAGUUAUCGGCCAAAAGGGAUAGAGGGCAAUAUCCGUCUACUAGAAUUUGCGGAAAAUUCAAGACAGCUUUACUUCACGACGAAUCUUCAUAAUGCGGUGGAGUGCUAUUCAAUCCAGGAGUCGCGAUUGCUGGCCCCUGCGCAUACCCAUCCGUCCCCGCCGACCGUCCUCGCGCUGUCGCGGAAUUCCCAGCUCCUGCUAUCGGCAUCCGAGUCUCCGCCGACGAUAUACCUGCAGAACCUACUCCUUGGAGGACGGCCUUUCCUAUUUCAGCCCGGUGUAUCAGAUACUCCGGUUUCCACCGCGUCAUUCCACCCUGAGCGGCCGCAGGUGUUCCUCCUUUCCUUCAAAGACGGCUCGUUGGCGGCAUAUGACGCUUCCCGGUUAGUCCGCAUGGAUGCCCGCGCAUCCGCGCAGUCUCAUAUAGCCAAGCAAGGACGUGGAGGAGAGAUUGGCCGGUUUGCCCAGCUGCACACUGUCGCACGGCAUGGGAGUGCGCUCUCCGGUAUCGUGGGCGUGAAGUUCUUACCGGGGCAUCGGAGUCGUGCGGUAACGGUCGGCUGCGAUGGAAAAUGCAGGAUAGUGAAUUUCGAUUACGGUGGGAAGAUAUUGAAGACCUGGCAUGUGCAGGGACCGGGGACGUCGCUGUCACUCCUCCCGGAGAAGUGGGACGAGAAAAGGCACUUGGCAGCUUCGACUCGGAGAACAGGCUCGAGGACCAUCGGUGAUGGAGUGUCUCAAGAAAAGAUGGUGAUUGCUGUCGGGCGACAAGAUGGGAAGGUGUUGCUGUUCAGUUCAGAUGGACACUGUCUUUGUGAGAAGGUCAUCAACCCUGAUGGCGGCAGGAUCAUCGAUGUGGAAUGGAUCCAGGGGGAGUCAGCAAAGGUUCCUCCAGGAUCGGCACGACGUGCUCAGAACAUGGCGGAAGAAAUAGUCGACAUUACGGUUGCUCCGGAAAACACGAAAAGCUUCGGAACUAUAGUACGGUCCCCGACUGGCUCCCAUACAUCUUCGAACCCCUUUCCUGGCUGUCAUCAGCUCCAGGCAGCCGCACCAGCUGGAUUAGAAGACGAAACCACUGGGUUACCAGAACCGAAUACAACAAUCAAACACACUACCAGUGCGAACAUGCACGCUUUACUUCCUCCUAUGCCAGGGAACCAUUACAUGGACCUCUUCUCGCCCGUUAAAGGCGAGGUCGUCCGGCGUAAAUCGAAAUCGCCUCCGAAACGAAGCAGCCGCGCCCGUCCGCGUCCACGGAUCUCGAGCACCACAUUUUUGGACGAAGACGAGCCGAGCCAAAGUAAUGCCGAUCGAAUAGCGCUUGGUCCAGCUACCGGAAAUGGUACAAACCUGAAGUAUUCUCCCAUCCCCUCUCCCAUCAGAAAUACACCUGCGAAGGGCUCUCCCCUCAAGCCACCUCACAAGGUCAAUCGCAAGCGGACCCUCGCGUACCGCGUACCGGGCAGAUAUGUCAGCUCGGGAAGCAGCCAGCCCUCUGGAUCGAGUGUGAGCUCGAAGACUAGCAAUAUCCUCGCCGAUUUAAGGCGUGCCGGUGCUGGCGAGGGCAGUAGUCGAUCUCUCUUCGCUCCGUACAUUGAACGACGGGUCUCACAGGCCAGUAGCUCUAGAAACAGCCCUCUGGUGCCAACUCUACCUCCUUCCAGACCGCAGUCAACCACCGUCUCUUUCCAUAACGGCCGUGACGCGUGUCCUCCAGAAGCUCCUCCUGUAUCCGACGACCUCUGGCUCACUGACCUUGACUCAGAUCCUGAAACCGGGUAUACUCGUCACACGUCUUUUCUCCAGAGAAGAUCCAACCGCACACAUAAAUACCGUCGCACGUCAUCAGGGCAGUCUCCACGCAUGUCUUCGCAAGAUACGCCACCUUUCGCGUCAUUGACUACCGGUGGUGGACGGUCAAAUGCUGCCAGCCCAACUGAUGCAUUGUACUAUGAAAGGGAUGAAAUUGAGGAUAACUGCGUCCCCAUUGGCAACGAUGCCAGUUACGAGGCCAGCACGGAAAAGACUUGCACAUGCAAAGGAGAGUAUUGUGGAGAGUUGCGAGAGACCAUCGCUGGGUUGCGCAGCAAAAUCAGGGUCUUAGAAGGCGAUAUGCAGCGUUUAAAAGGAGAGCGGGCAGCAUAAAGAUAGAGAGCAUCUAGAGCUCGGCACGGAUACACGGAUAUCGCGGAGCAUUCGUGGAUAUGGCCUAUCCGGAUAAUUAUCUGUCAAAUCGUUGCGGAUACGGAUAUAGAUCUGAUUAUUCGCGGAUAUCCGUCUGAUCCGCCAAGAGGUAAAAUCGACUAUUUAUAACUAUUUACAUGAAGAGUAAU